Messenger RNA from Labrus mixtus (cuckoo wrasse), 5850 nucleotides. RefSeq names its product sodium channel, voltage-gated, type II, beta (gene scn2b). Gene Ontology annotation, cellular component: membrane. Lineage: Eukaryota; Metazoa; Chordata; Actinopteri; Labriformes; Labridae. The record is from RefSeq and is a predicted model, not a curated record. The transcript has 6 exons. The coding region runs from base 178 to 840 and encodes 220 amino acids.
UCAACCAUCAUACGGCUACAGACACUGCCAGCCAUGUCCUGCCUCUAAAACAAAAAAAAUACUGUUUUUUUAGCAUUUUAACGCACCCCACCGCUACAUGCUUGCUCUGUCUUUCUAAAUUUGAUAUUUUUGGAGGUUGGACGUUUUUUUUUUUCAUAAAAAGAAGAAGAAGAGAAGAUGUGUUCACGCGCGCUGAAGAUGAGCUGUGGCGUUCAGCUGUCAGUGAGCGCGGCGCUGCUCGUGCUGCUGCUCUCGCUCUCCGGAUGUUCAUGCAUGGAUGUGUUGAUGCCCAAUACACUAAAUGCUCUCAAUGGAACAACUGUCAAAAUCCCCUGCACAUUUACAUCCUGCUACAAGAUGGACGCUACCAAGUUUGCCAUGAACUGGACCUACCAAGAAUCACUUAAUGAUACAGAAGACAUGUUUAUGACAUACUUUAGGAAAAAAGGAAUGGUUCUGCGCUCAGACCGCUUUGGAGAUCGGGUCUCGUUUGUUGGAAUCCUGGAGAAGAACGACCUGUCAAUCACCCUUUCAGAUGUUCAGAAAGAGGAUGAGGGGUUUUACAAAUGCUAUGUGCGAAACCCUCCAGACCGCAUCCAAGGACUUGGUGUCAUAGAGCUCAAGGUUGUCACGGAACUUCCUCCUCCAAGAGAUUCAACCAUUGCGGUUGCAAUAGGGGCUUCAGUGGGUGGAGCAUUAGCUCUCCUGAUCCUUUCCAUGGUGGUAGUGAAAUGCCUCCGUCGUCACCAGAAACAAGAACUGAUUUCAGAGGAGAAGAUGGAAGAAGAAGGAAAGCUGGAGGCUGAAGGUGUUGCAGAGGAGGGAACCAAACAACCAUAGCUGGGUCAUCUGAAUCAGCAGCCUGUGGAGUGCUCAUUCGUAGCACCUCACCAGACAUGUGCACCCCCCUUCCUGAAGAUCUGUAGUAACCACAGCUUGAAUCAUCAUGCACUGAUGCGUCCAUUCAUUCUGCAUGUGUGUGUGUGUGUGUGUGUGUGUGUGUGUGUGAGUAAGUGUGUACUGAAUGUUUCUAUGUGUGUGAGGGUAUUUCUAUAUGUCUGUGUGAGGUGGGUCUUUCUGCUUGAAAUACGCCAGGAAAACGUUUUCUGCAACAGAAUCUUCAAACACAUUAUUUCAUUCAUAGCUGCAAGUCAAUUUAAAACAAUUAGAAUCCCUUCUUAUUAUGAGAAUGCCACGAUCGUAGCAAAUUGCACAACAAACUAGGGCUGGGUAGUGUGACCUAAAAUGAAUACCAGUGUAUAGUUUGAGUAUGGUAAAAAAAAACAUAUUGCAGUAUCUAAUUCUCAGCGGAAGUUUGAUAUAUCAUUAAUUAAUUGUUUGUAAAGUUUACCAUGGUUUAAGAGGCAGAGAUUCAUACUUAAGUUUGUUUAAAGCUAAAAUAUUUUAACAUUUCAGGAGAGGAUGUGUUGGUAUCAGUUUUAUAAUGGUUUAUUGUGCCGAUGCAUCCACUUUCCAGCUAUUACUGCAAUCAAACUUUGGGAUUUUGUUUAAAUGGCUUUGGUCAGUAUGUCAUAGAUUUGUGGUGGUAGACAACAAGAAACGGAGUUCCCAAUUACAACCAAACCUGUCAAGUAACUGAUAUCCUUUUAAAAAUGUCAUUUCUGCUUUCAGGGUCUUCAAAAAAAAGGCUAAAUAUCUGUAAAAAAAAUAUCACAUAGCUUUCUGCCAGGAUCUGUCUACAUGAGUGUUAGAAGCAUAAAGGAAACAGUGUGUCCAGCGUGUUGGUUAACAGCGUUUGGCUAGCAAAAAAGGGUCAGCUACAAACAGUCAAUUGAAAACAAUAUGGCGUCACGUUAAUGAUAACAUGACGGAAAGGCAAGUGUGUAUAUGGAGCUCCCACUCUCUCUACAAAUGUUGCUUCUACAAAGCUGUAACACCAUUAAAUUCACUGGGACACCAAUAUGACGCUGUUGUGGAGUCAAUAUGAAUGUACAAAGACGCGCUGAUGGCGGAGAUUCUUCCUGAGCUACGGCGCUGCUGCGGAAAAUCUCACUCUGAAAAUGUUUAAUGAUUAUCCAGCAGUCUAAUUGUCAAAGUGUGUUUAAACCUAAUUGAAUGGCAACAGUUUCACUACAUCACCACUAAAAUGUAUUUACCGUUAAUCACUAUGAUGAAGGUCAGGCAACUUCAGACUUUCACAUUCAGUCUUUUAAUAAUUACGGUUGAUUGCAUCAUGAGGCCUACUGGAAGAUGUAGUUGACUCUUUCAAAGCUUGUCCAUUUAGUGGUAGUGAUAACAACAGAUUAAACCAAAUGUUUAUUGUUUUUACAUUGUGGGUUUAUGUAACAACUCUGCCUUAAAUCCAUGUCUCUCAGCUGCCUGUUUGGGCACCAUGUCUUAAUAUACAUUCAUGCACUUGUUAGCGCCUGUGUAAUCCCCCUUCCAAUACUGGAAAAGUAAUAGUCUGUGACUGAGCCAUUUAUGUCUAUCUGUCUCAGUGUUGUCUACUCGUGGCCGACUUUCUCAAACAUUCCUUUUUUUAAGACUUGUCAUGGUGGGAAAAGCACUGAUUUAGAUCAUUAUAUAAACAUUGUCUUUUUAUUCACAGAGCCAUGACAGCAGCCCCAUGCACUACAUAGUUCACUAUAGUAAUCCUCCAAAACGUUAUUUUUUAUAAUAUUCAAGAUUAAAAGUGGGUAAAAUGUGAGUAAACUAUAGAACACAAAGCUGUAUUAUAGAUGGCAUGGCUCGUACCCUCUUUUCUACAAACAAUCAAGUGAAAUUGAGUAUAGCUUAGGAAGAAAUGAAAAUGCAGCCCCAUGACAUUAGCUCUGUGGUUUACCACAUUAUUAAUAACUGUACAAUAAACUCUACCGCUUUUUAUAUUUGGACUGGUAAAUGAAUGAAAGAGGAGAUUCCACACACGGUCGCUGAGACAGUAUUCCAUUAUGCAUAUUGUCAGGGUUCUGAAAUGUUAGCAGCUAAUUGUAGUUAUUGUUAAAUUUACCAUUUAAAUCAGUGUUUUUUUACCAUUUCCAUGUCAACAUGUAAAGCUGCCUUUGUCUGAUCUGCAUUCACUACUUCAUCAAUUGUUCUUCUUAACGCAAAUGUUUUUUGUGUGGGUGGGUGUGUGUGUGUGUGUGUGUGUGUGUGUGUGUGUGUGUGUGUGUGUGUGUGUGUGUGUGUGUUAAAGAAAAGUGCAAGCCCGCAUUUCUUCUGGUCAGUGAAGUGAGGUUGCCUAAAUUUUACAAGUGCUCUGGUCAAAAAAAAAAGCAGGGAAUUGUAGUUUAAUGUUUUUCUAACCACCUAGUCUAACUUGCAGCUCAGAUUAUAUAUUUACUUAUAAAAACAGCACUGCCAAAUCUGAAAAUUUCUGCACUUUGCCACUUACUGGUCAUACCAGCCAUCCAUAUGGCUGAAACCUCUGCAUUCUCCUUGCUAAAUGCUUUAGGUUAUCAGAGAGGAGUGACAUCUUUUCCUGCCUAAAUACAGGCCUCUGUUAUGUGUAGGAUUAAAACAACUGUCAGUCUUUGACCAUUCAAUAUCUGUGCACAAUUAUACUAUAUUGUGCAAGGAAAUCAGUCAGCGAUUCUAGUUACUUUCCCCCUCCCUCACAUUAGGCUACAUAAAACAUCUAUCACUUGAUUAGGAGUAUGUGUUAAGAGAUGAAGUCAAGUCAAUUAUGGUUGACUACAAGACAAAAUGUUGUCAAUCACAUGUCAGUGAUAUUUUAAAGUAACAAACACUUUGCAUCCACAAUCACAUAACCCAGGCUUGUGCCAACCUUUGAUUUUAAACUUUAUAUUAAUUGUAGGAAUUAAACAAAGGUGCCCAAAAAUAUGACGACUCCCAGACAGUCAGGUAUAGAAGUUGAUUUAAAUAAUAAAAGUUAUAUUCAUGACGGACAGAAGGGGAAUUUAUUUUAGUUUGUCUCUAACCAUGAGAUGUCAUCAUAAUGACUUUGUCAAAAGAAGCAUGUUCAAUGUAUUAUAGUGCCAUGAAUGCAUGUGAAACAAUGCAUUAGUAUAUCAAAAAUGAGAUAUGUGUCUGUUUUACCAUAAAACAACAGCAACAUGGGUCAGUCAGUCAAAGCAUGUCUGGUUUUGCUUUUGGUGUGUCAGGGUCUCCCUCAAUUAAGUCACCAGGUUGCACCAUUUUCUCAAGAUUAUAGUAAGUAGAUGUUAUUCUAAAACAUGCUUAGAAAUAUGGCUGACAUCUUAAAUUUAAAGACUGCAAGGGGUAUGUGGUUGCACUUUGAAGAGUUUUAUCUGCCACCUGCAAAAUACUGAGAAAUAAUAAGUCAAUAUUUCAUAUCAUGGAAAAGGAUCUCCAGCACAGACUUUGUUAGGGCCGUCUUUUUUACUGGAUCUCUAACUUGAACUGUGUUUUGGAGAGAUUUAAAUACAACUUUGACGUAAUGCACCUGAAACAGAUUCAUAUAUAUAUAUAUAUAUAUAUAUAUAUAUAUAUUAUACAAAAAGAUUAAAAAGUUCACCAUAUUGAACUGAAUGGAACUGUGGAAAAACAUAAAGCUCACAUUGUUAUGAUGGUAUAUUGGAAUGUUGAGUCGUUGUAAUCGAAACAUGGCAUGGUGGGUAAAAUAAUAUAAUGGGAAAAUGUGUCCGUGGUGCAUUUUUAUGAAACACUUGUUUAGAUCACCCUAAAUGUAUAAAAUAAAAAUAAAAAACGAUUGGAUAUUUGAUCACUGUUGAAAUAUCAUUUCACAUGGUUCAGCAUGUGAGUGUUGGUAACCACUGAAUGUCUAGUUUUUACCCAUGUUGAUAACAGUCCAGCUGUGUCACAAACUCAUAUCCAUGUCUUACUUGUAAUGUGUCAAGCGCUUAAUGCUUCCAAAUAUGGUAACUUGGCCAAUCCUGGUUUUUGAAUUCUUUUUCUCUAUCAUUGUAAAUGUAUUUAACUACCAAAAGCACAUCAGUGACAUCACAGUAGUAUUCUUUAGACAGAUAGUGCUUACUCUGGGAUUAUAAGAAAGCUUGAAGUUAAAGGCAGGGUUGAUAGGUUUUGAAAGUAGCAUUCCCUCAGUGCUCCGUCUGCACCCACCCCCUCCCCUCUGUGCUCCCUCAAAAGCCAUGGCCCUCACUUACAUGCACAAGCGCCAUUGGUACAUACGCGGAGCUCAGUUCAUGCCUCAAGUGUGGGCUCGUGCAUGCAUGGGGUAGAAAACGAGCAGGGAGACAGGGAGGCACGAUUGGUUCAUAAAAAUGGCACCUCGUGGCAGACAUUGGUCAAAGUUUUUACAGGCUUACAACUGUUACAGAUGACGGAUUUUCUUCAUUCCUGUUUCAGAGCUCAUGAGUUAUUAAUUCCUUUCAGGACCUGAAGACAAUUUGAACCAAAAUCUCACCUAAGUGUAUCAGGAGAAAUGAUCAACCCUACCUUUAAUUAUACUGGAGAGCAGCAAUUAACAGGGUCUUAAGGUGAAUUAAUUAGUUGGCAAAACUUUAAAAAGUUAUUUGGUCGAGAUAGCCAAUGCAUCACAGGUUCUGGUUCUAUUAGUGAACAUGCAUGUUUCAUUUGCAGGGUUUGAGGUGCUUGACCCAUAACAUGAUGUUAUAAAGACAAAAUGUACAUUCAUUUUUUUUUAAAAGGGGGUUUGGUUUGCCAUAUAAAACUACAUACAUAAAGAUAUUUAAUUUAAUUGAGUGUAUUUCUUAAUGAGAAACAACAAACACAAAAACAUUGAAGUUGAAUCUAGCGUCGGAGUUGCGCUUGUGCAUCAUUCACCUCUGGAUAUGAGUUUGCCCUGAAUUUGCUCUUUUUUCACAUUAAAUGUUAGCAAACACCAAACGUAUGCUUGCACUGUGCUGCCUUUGAACAGGCAGCUGUCAUGACAUGAUGUAUUUUGAAUAAAGAUGAUUUAGGAACAUG